GGCUAACAGAAUUCUUGAACCUUCAUCAAUUUCCAACACCAUCUCAACCCCAACUCACGAAACUCGGACUGAAAAGCGAAAAAGUACUUCAACAAUGGGAUACGACUGUUGCGGUCCACCGGCUCCAGCCACUGAGCCGGUUGCUGCACCAAUCGCGGCUCCAAUUGAGGAGACGAGCAGUUGCCAGGAUUCUUGCUGCGAUGGCGGCGACAGCGACGCCGAGCCUCUCGAAACCAAGGACCCGGGUCAGGGAGAGCCCAACCAGGAUAAACCGGACGAUUGCUGCUCCUCUGGCAAAUGCGCGGACGACAAAGCCAAGGAUGAUACCGACGCGCCUGAUUGCUGCCGUGGCAAGGUAGGCCUAUGUUGCGACACGUCUUGCCUUGACCGCUUGGCUAUGCGGGAAUGCGAGAUGAGUGCUGUCGCUGCCCCCGGAGCAAACGCCCAGACAAAGAUUUGUAGUGGAGCUGCCGACGGCAAGGCAUGCAGCCAGCAUAGCACCUCUGCCCUCGACCGCUAUGGCGCCACUCUCCAGGCCCUGGGAUGCAUCUGCCGUGCUCUCAUUGCUCUCGGCCAGGAAACCUGCUGUGAAAUUCGCGAGCGCCAUUCGCUGGAUGGGAGGCAGUGCUCCAAGAAGUCGUCUGCUCGCUCCCUUCGCACUUCGCUGGAUUCCUGCAGCAGCAGCGGCUCCGUCACGCAGGACCAGGCUGCGCAGAACCGCCUUCGCCUGCGCAAGGGCUCUGGCGAAAGCGUCAAAUCUGCCAAGAAGUCAUCUACGGUUGCCUGCGCAGGCUCUUGUUGCUCCAAGGACAAGCCCGCCAAAGAGCCUUCUAUCAAGGGCAAAUGCUCCAAGUCUUGCUGCUCGGAGGGGAAACCUGCCAAGGAGCCUCCCCACAAGACCAGCUGCGCGGAUUCAUGCUGCUCAAAGGCCAAGCCUAUCGUGGAAGCUGUAACUGACAUCAAACCUUCUGGAUCUUGCUGUGCGAAAGACAAGGUCCCAGUCAAAGAAGCUCCAACAAAGAGCAACUGCCCCGGUUCUUGCUGCUCUGACAACAAGCCUGUCAAGGCUCUAUCCGUCAAGGACAAUUGUGCCAAAAAGACUAGUUGUGCGGACUCUUGCUGCUCGGAAAAGCGACCGGUCAGCUCUCAGGGCUCUUGCGCCGAUGGCUGCUGCUCCUCUGCUGCGCCUGAUCACGGGUUGGAGGUUGAGAAGGCCCCGAUUCAGGCUAUCACCGACAUAGAGAACCAGGGUACCGGCAAGGAGCAUGUUGUUCUCAGCAUUUCCGGCAUGACUUGUACUGGCUGCGAGACAAAGCUCAAUCGAACUCUCGCUACAGUUCCCGCUGUCAAAGACCUGAAGACGAGCCUGGUUCUCUCACGAGCUGAGUUCAACAUCGACCUUCGCCUCGGCUCGGUGGAAGAAGUCGUGAAACAUCUGGAGCGAACGACCGAAUUCAAGUGCGAAAGAGUUCAGAACCAGGGAUCUAGCCUGGAUCUUAUCGUCCCCGAUGAGCCCUCGAAAUUCAUGAGUCAGACAUGGCCGGAAGGUGUCAUUGAUAUGGCGCUUGUGGACAAGCAGACCGUACGAGUUGCGUUUGAUUCGAAGAUUGUGGGAGCCCGAGACCUCGCCGAGAAGAUCUGGGGUCCGCCAAUUGAACUUGCUCCGCCUCGUGGUGAUCCUUCGCUGGAGGCUGGGAGCAAGCAUGUCCGUCAUGUUGGAUACAUGACGCUUCUCUCCGCUGUCUUGACGAUUCCUGUUCUUGUCAUGGCAUGGGCUCCUCUUCCCGAGCGGGAGUUGGCCUAUUCCUCGGCUUCACUCGCGUUGGCAACCAUCGUUCAAUUUGUUAUCGCAGGACCUUUCUACCCUAAGGCUCUGAAGGCGCUUGUUUUCUCCAGAGUUAUCGAGAUGGACCUCUUGAUCGUCUUGAGCACCAGUGCUGCCUACAUCUUCUCUGUGGUCUCUUUUGGGUACUUCAGAGCUGUUGAGUCCAUUUCUAUCCGGUCACUCCAGGUAUCGACAGCCAUCCUUGUCGACGAAGAAAGUGGAAGGGAACGUGAGAUCGACGCCCGACUUCUUCAAUAUGGCGACACAUUCAAGGUUCUUCCAGACACCAGGAUUCCGACCGAUGGCACCGUUGUCACCGGGUCUUCUGAGGUCGACGAGUCUAUGCUCACGGGUGAAUCCAGACCGGUGGAGAAGUAUCCCAAAUCGGUGGUGAUUGCUGGAUCUAUCAAUGGACCUGGAGUCAUGACUGUUCGGCUGAACCGUCUGCCUGGUGACAAUACCAUCCACGCCAUUGCUGCGAUGGUUGACGAGGCCAAGCUGUCGAAGCCCAAGUUACAGGACCUGGCAGAUCGGGUAGCAUCCUACUUUGUCCCCGUGGUGGUGGCAUUGACGAUCAUUACGUUUGUCAUCUGGGUCGCAGUGGGCAUGACUGUCCGUGGUUAUGGAGGAUCUGAAGCUACCAUUCAGGCCAUCACCUACGCCAUCACUGUUCUCAUCGUCUCUUGCCCAUGUGCAAUUGGAUUGGCUGUUCCGAUGGUCAUUGUGAUUGCUAGCGGAGUCGCGGCGGAACGGGGUAUCAUCUUCAAGUCCGCGGACGCUAUUGAAGUCGCCCAUAAGACUUCGCACGUCGUGUUUGACAAGACGGGAACUUUGACUCGAGGAAAGCUCUCCGUUGUUGGAAACGAGUGCGUCGACGAGGACAAACUUCCACUUCUUCUGGGUCUGGUUGAAAACAGUCGACACCCGGUUUCGGUUGCUGUAGCUGCCCACCUCAAGGACAUCGGAAUCAUGACUUGGACUGUUCCUGAGCCGAAGAGUUUGACUGGUAAAGGUGUCGAAACCACCCUGGGCGGUCAGAAACUUCGAGCUGGCAACUCUCGCUGGCUGAAUCUGUCGGACCAUGAACUCGUCCAGCCGAUGCUUGUUCAAGGCUGCACUGUGUUCUGCUUUACGAUCGACAAUGAGCUGAAGGCGGUCUAUGGACUUGAGGACGAACUUCGACCUGAUGCUGCGGAAACGGUUGAAACCUUGCAGAAGCGUGGUGUCUCGGUACAUGUGGUUUCUGGCGACGAUGACGGAGCCGUUCGGACCUUGGCAUCCAAGCUUAGCAUUCCUGGUGACAAUGUGCGCUCUCGAAGCUCGCCUGCCGACAAGAAGGAUUACAUCCAGACUCUCCUCGGUACUGCCACAGAUCGCAAGAAGCCGGUUGUCGUUUUCUGCGGCGACGGCACGAACGAUGCCGUUGCUCUCGCGCAGGCUACUAUCGGCGUCCAUAUGAACGAAGGCACAGAUGUUGCGCAAUCCGCUGCGGAUGUUGUUCUCAUGCGUCCUUCCCUGGCUGGUAUUCUGACCAUGAUGAACGCGAGUCGGAAAUCCGUCACCCGCAUCAAGUUCAACUUUGGGUGGAGUUUCGUGUACAACACCUUCGCAGUUCUUCUUGCUGCCGGUGCCUUUGUCAACGCGAGGAUUCCUCCAGAGUUUGCGGGACUGGGAGAGUUGGUGAGCGUGCUGCCAGUCAUUGCUGCCGCGGUGCUUCUGCGCUGGUCGAAGAUCUAGACUCAGAGCGCCAUCAUUGCACGAGUGACGACGGCUGAAGUUCCACAAACUCUGCUUGAUGUCCGACUGGAAUCGUUGUCACCAAAGACGGGAUGCAACAGCUCCCAUCGUGGUCGAAUUUUGAAUCGCAUCGCAGAAUGCUGCAGUCCUGUGGCUAUCGAUCGUUCCAUGGCUUGCUUCAGUAUCAGAGAAGGCUCCUUUUAGGCAGUCUUGACACCAAACCAUAUCGUUCUACACAUGUCCUAUCCUAUAGGACGUACUCUUAAACAACCACGACUCCUCGAUAGAUUGAGUUGCAGAGGGGAUUCUGUGAAGGGGCUCACAGUUUCUCAUCUUGGCUUCAUUCUCAUCGUUGAAGAAGUUUUUAUACAACUAUCUAUAGCUGCCUUUCAUGAUUGGUUUGGAAUCUCUGGCAAAAUUUCCAGCUAAGAUCCAGACAUUAAAUAUUACACUCGCUUACAGGCGAAGCUUUUGAUACA
Molecule: messenger RNA, 4041 nt
Organism: Ilyonectria robusta
Lineage: Eukaryota; Fungi; Ascomycota; Sordariomycetes; Hypocreales; Nectriaceae
Product: putative copper-transporting ATPase
Exons: 3
Coding region: 95-3562 (1155 amino acids)
Biological process (GO): monoatomic cation transport
Cellular component (GO): membrane
Molecular function (GO): metal ion binding; ATP binding; ATPase-coupled monoatomic cation transmembrane transporter activity
Source: RefSeq, a predicted model, not a curated record